AUGGAUGAAAACAUUCUUCAAAAUCAACAGAAUAGGUAUCUAUUUAGUCGAAGUGUUGGAGUAGAUUGGAAAGACCUUGGACGAUGUUUACAAAUUUUAGAUAGCUAUUUAGAUGUGAUAGAUAUUGAAUCUAAAAAUUGUUGUGAUAAAGCAUAUCAAAUGUUGACCAAAUGGACAGAAAAGGAAAAUCCCUCAUUAAAUGAACUAAAAAAUGCUUUGCAAACUAUGGAGAAACACGAUUUGAUGAAAACAUUGGAAGAUCUUCAAAUACGUUCAUCAAAAGAAAUUGAAAAAAGUAAUUUAGUCAAGACAGAUUUCUUGAGCGAUGCACUGAAUUUUUAUCUCGAAACUUAUAAAACAAUUGAGGAAAUUCAACCACAAUUAAACAAACCUUAUCAAGUUAACUUUUUAGAUAAAUUUGUUGAUCUUUAUGUUGUUGAUGAAGUUGAAGUCCAAAAAGAUGCAAUUAAUAUUGCAGAGCUAGAUCAAUUUUUAAAGAAACAAAUGAGUUAUACAUCAAUUCUAUUUGAAAAGCAUUUAAAAGAUCUGUCUUUAUUUCUAAUAUCUGGUAUUGCUGCUAUUGGUAAAACAUGGUUGCUUAGAAAAUUUUUACUAGAUUGGUCAAAUGGUUUAAUUUGGAAAAAUAUUGAUUUAGUGUUUUACUUGGAGUGUAAACAACUUAAUUUGUAUGAAAAUAUUUCUAAUAUUAAUGAAUUACUUGAUGUUUUCUACAAAGAUAUUUUAAAAGGUUAUAAUAUUUCUCUAGAUUUCAUGCAAUCUCAACCAUCAAUUAUGUUUAUAAUUGAUGGCUUAAACGAAUUUAAAUACUUUGACCAAUUAAUAAGCAAUACACACUGUAGUUCACAAGAAAUUCCUAUUCUUAAUGUCUUUACAGAAAUUUAUAAAUACAAAGCUGUGAUAUCAGGAAGAGUAAAUACAAUAUCACAAUAUGAAAAUGUGGUCACGCGUUAUAAAGAUAAGUUAACCAUUAGAGUUAUGGGUUAUAAUGAAAAUGGAAUAAAAUAUUAUUUGAGGAAUAAUUUAAUAAAAAAAACAAAAUGCAGAGUGAAAACUAUGUUAAAAGAGUCUUCGAUUGCAAAAACCAUGGCAAAAGUACCCUUUUUUUUAUCAUGUAUGUGUACAAUUGUUGCUGAUUUAAAAGUAAAAUAUAACUUUAUAAAUCUCACCAUGACAGAUUUGUAUGCAUAUAAUUUUUUAUACUUUUUUCAAAGACACAUUUUUAAUGAAAAUCAUGAACCAAUUUUCAAAAUAAUGGAAAAUAAUCUAAACAAGCAAUGUAUUUUAAACAUAUGUAAAAUAGCAUAUAUUUUUUUUAUUGAAAAUAAAACUACUUUUUCCGAUAUAGAAAUCCAAACUUUUAUCAGUGGUUUUGAUCAAAUGGAAAGUGGGCUCCUUGAAAAGGUGUUUUUAAUGAAAAGUGGUUUUAUUGAAAAGAUUGAAACAAAUUUUGGUUAUCAUUAUCGGUUUUGUCAGACAGCAAUGAUAGAGCUAUGUGUCUCUGUUCAUGCAUACUAUAGUUAUAGCGGGAAAAAGAUUAUGGAAAAUCAAAAGUUAAAAGACUGUUUUUCAAUUAUAUAUGGUUUAUUAAAUACAAAUGAGAAUAGUUUUAUCAAGUACUUAGCUAACUUGACAAAUUCAAAUACUGAAAAGAUAUCUUUGAAUCAUGUGAUUGAUGUGAUUCCAAAAGAAAUUAACUGUGAUCGUGAGUAUCAAGAUAAACAAAAGUUGUUCAUGCAAUGUUUUUUUGAAUCGCAAGCAACUAUUACAGACGAUAUUAAAGCAUCAAUUGAUGAAAGAAAGUGGAAGAUUUUGAUAAAUGGUACAAAAACAUCUUAUGAAGUUUUAUGUGAAAAAUAUUUUGUAAACCAUCUCGUUAACUCAGGAGGGAAGUUGACAUCUUUAGAAAUUGACAAAAAUUUAUUAACUGAUAAAGAAAAAGAUCUUAUUAAGCAAUGUUCAAGGAAUGUAAAAGAUAUCCGUAUAAAGCGGAGUUAUCGUUUUUUUAUUGAUCAAUUCACGAAGCGAUGGAUAAGAAGUGAAUAA
Hydra vulgaris (swiftwater hydra) is the source of this 2064-nucleotide messenger RNA. RefSeq names its product NLR type 1. Gene Ontology annotation, molecular function: protein binding. The record is from RefSeq and is marked provisional. Gene Ontology annotation, biological process: signal transduction. Lineage: Eukaryota; Metazoa; Cnidaria; Hydrozoa; Anthoathecata; Hydridae. Gene Ontology annotation, cellular component: cytoplasm.